UAUUCAAAUUUUUACAAACAAAACAUGCAUUUUUGAAGAAAUAUUUGAUAAAGUUAAACAUAAAAAUGUUCAAGAUAAUAUUGAACAAGAAUUAAAUGAACUUCUCGAUUCUUGGGUUGACGAAAAUUGGACUUUAUUAAAUGAAAAUAUAAAUUACGAAAUUCAUUAUGAAUGUAUUAUUGAUUUAAUAGAAUUAAAUAAAAAUGAAAUUUCAGAAACAGAAUCUGAAAAUUCAGAAGAACUUUACGAUAAUUCAGAUUCUGAAGAAUCAGAAGAAUUAGUUAUAGAAGAAAUAAAAACAAAACCUAAAAAAAAGAAGAGAAAAUUAAAUGAAAAAACAACUCUUAAAAAAAAAAGAAAAUUAAGUAAAUAUAACAUAUUUAUGAGCAAAAAAAUGAAACGAUUAAAAAAAGAUGGUGUUGCAUCAGAUAAAUUAUUUUCAACAGCAAUUAAAAAUUGGCAGAGAUCUAAAAAAUAG
This is a messenger RNA of Scutellospora calospora, 478 nucleotides long. Lineage: Eukaryota; Fungi; Glomeromycota; Glomeromycetes; Diversisporales; Gigasporaceae. The record is from the annotation of a GenBank genome assembly.